Molecule: messenger RNA, 6198 nt
Organism: Protopterus annectens (West African lungfish)
Lineage: Eukaryota; Metazoa; Chordata; Ceratodontiformes; Protopteridae
Gene: CSRNP1
Product: cysteine and serine rich nuclear protein 1
Exons: 5
Coding region: 222-1826 (534 amino acids)
Biological process (GO): regulation of transcription by RNA polymerase II
Cellular component (GO): nucleus
Molecular function (GO): DNA-binding transcription factor activity, RNA polymerase II-specific; sequence-specific DNA binding
Source: RefSeq, a predicted model, not a curated record
CGACACAUUCAGACUAGAGGACGACUCUGCAGCUGCUGGUUGUGUACUGUCCCCUUCUGCUGUUAGCUGCAGGUUUGGGGUUCACAGAAUGAAAUCAUCCCUUUUGGCGGAAUAAAUUGUGAUGACACGUCUGUAGUGCCGCUUCUCACCGACUGUGUGCCUCAGUGGAGUAUCUACGGUACCCGUUAAUUCCUUCAGGACUUGUAAGAGCCUUGUGAACCAUGAGUGGAAAACUGAAAAGGAAAUGUGAGGCUCUCGAAGAUGACUACUCUUCAUCCUCUUCAUCUUCACCAUCUUCAAUGUCCUGCACCUCCUCUAGCUGGGAUUUUGAGGAUGAGUGCUGUGGAGGUGACAUGAAGGCGAGCACUAUCUGCUCAAAUAACUUUUCCCCUGUGUCCAUCAUGAAACAAACUAAGCGAAGAAAGAAGAAUAGCGUGCAGUUUGACCGGGUUACUGUGUACUACUUCCAGAGAUGUCAAGGGUUUACAAGUGUACCAAGUCGUGGAGGCUGCACACUGGGAAUGUUUAGACGACACAACAGCUGCAAACAGUACACACUGGAAGAAUUCGCUAAAGAACAGGAUCACUUUCGGAGACAGAAACUUAAAGAUAGAUUAAAGGAAGAAAAAUUGGAUGCCCUUAAAUUGAAGUUCACAAAGAAUGGUACCAAGCCACCAGAAGAAGUUGCCCAGCUCACCGUUGAUGACAUUUCUGAUGACGAAGUCGAUGUUAGUAAUGUUGACAUUGAAGAUGGUUUCUUCCUUCAGCCAUACUCUGCCAAGAGACGACGAAUGCUGCUGAAAAUGUCAGGGGUUAAAAAAAUCGACAAGGAUGAAAAACGUGAACUUCAUGAGCUUCGUCUUUCUCGAGAAGACUGUGGCUGUAACUGCCAGGGAUUCUGUGAGCCUGAUACGUGUAGCUGUAGUCUUGAAGGAAUCAAAUGUCAGAUGGAUCGCUCCUCUUUCCCCUGUGGGUGCACAAAGGAUGGCUGUGGAAAUACAGCAGGGCGAAUUGAGUUUAAUUCUGAUAGAGUACAAUCCCAUUUCAUCUAUACGAUUAGAAGAUUGACAGUGGAAGAGAAACAACAGAAUGAGGAAGUUAAUGAAAAUGGAAGUACUGACUCUGAAACCUUAGUUUCUGAGAGAGUGCAUCAUUUUGGACAUUCGGCAAGGCAGAACAUAUUUGAAGAUAGGACAGUGCCACUAACACCAGCCUUUCACUUCAGCAUGGAUUUAGAAAAAGUUGAGGAGAACAGCUGCAGCAGCGACAUGACUGGCUCUCCUGUCUCAUCCAAUCAGAGUGAUGACUCUGAGAACUGUGAGCGAGUUCAGAUGGAUAAGUCACAGUCUGAUGGUGAUGAUGAUGAGUUGGCUAGGAUAUUUCAUUUCAGUGACUUGGACAAUGAAGAUGCAGAAGGCGACCAUAACAACAUUUUCAGUUACUUUUUAAAUGACCUUGCUGAAGGGUAUACUGGCACAUUUCUUGAGAAACUGUCCUGUGAAAACCACAGUAACACUUUAGCCAUCCCAGACUGUUUGGAUGAAAAUGCUAAUCAAGAUGCUAGUUUUUCUCUAAAAGUUGCGUCUGAGAAACAAAGUGAUAAUUGUUCACACACUGCGUUAUCUACAGAGCAGUCUUCAAAAAGUUACACUGACCUUAGCCUGUCCUCAGACUCCUUUGAACUUUUUCAUUCAUUCUUGGACUUUAGCCCAGGUUCUCUUUAUAACUCUUCAGCACUGCAGCUCCAGUCUCCCUUUUCAACCUUUCCUUUACCAUGUGACCAGAGCUCUUGCUUUAUCGAGUCUUUGAUUGGCCUGUCUGAAUGAAUCUGUCCCAGAAGUCUCUCCACCAUCCUCGGACAGUCUAAGGCUAAACUUAGAGACUUCUAAAAUAAUAAUAAUAUUGACAUUUAAAUAAAGAGAAAAAAAACUUGAUAUUUGUAAGAACACUUGCAGCCUUGUUGUUUCAGAAUGUUGAACUCUGUCAUACAGGGAGAUUUUGUUAAUGCAUCCCAGGACUACAUAUUUAACAUGGUAUUUAAAGUGGUCUAUAUAACCCUACCAAGUUUAAUGUGUAUUUUUCUAAUGGUUUUCCUAAUUUAUGUUGGUGUCAAAAAGUGGUUUGCAAAAUGGGGCCCCUAUUAAUUUUUCCUGAAAAGCUGCUAUGCAAAAACUUGAGACCCCUAUUUUUGUAAACUGUAUUUUUUUUUUUCAAAAAUUGGUUAAAUUCAUAAUUUAAGAAUUUGAACUAAAUAUAAUUCUCUGUGCUCUACAGAGGUUUGCAAACUGAUCAGUGUACACUAUGCACAGUAAUUUGCAUUUAUUUAUUGUAACAACUUUACGUGGAGAUAAAAUAAGCAGUCUUAAAAAGCUCUACCUACAUAAUUUAAGAUUAGUAAUACCUCAGAAGUAUUACCUGUACAAUCAUAUUAAACAUGUUUUGCUAUUUAUUUUAUUUUAUUUUUUUUAUUUAUGCACACCGUUCCUCUAGAGACAGCACUGUGGUUUGCUACAAGGACCGGAAGGUGCAAUAUUUGUAGUCUUUAGUAGCGCUGAUCUUAAAAGACAAAACACUGUCAUGAAGUAGAUAUGGAAUCUGUAGUGACUACACGGCCAUGACCCAAAAAAUAUGCUGGUCCUCCCUGUUCAAUUCAUUUGUCCAGACAUUUUAUUGUUUUUUUCUGCAAUGGGUGAGAAAUGUUAUUGCUGUUCUUUGUCUUCAAGACGCAGCAUUGUUUUGGGGGUUAUCUAAUACUUCUGGGUGGUAAACUUUUACCAUUACAAUAAUUCUAGGCAGCUAAUCUUGGACCCCCACCCAUCUGACCACUUAGCUCUGAUUUAAAAGUACAAGCCCCAUUUUUUUUCCUUCAUUGUUCCUUGUUUCACUCAAAUGUGUUGUGGUUUACAGAUAUCUUUUUAUAAAGGUCAGUUUAACCUAAAGAUAUAGCUGUUGCUAUGAUGCAUCAAAUAAUGCUCCCUUGUUUAAGAGGGUUCUUGUGCCUUCAUUGAAGAUAGGAAGUGGCAGCCCAUGUAAUGAGAGGCUUGUAAGCAUGAAUGCACUCGCCUACAUAUAACUAGCAUUUUAGACGGCUUUCAUUCACUUUUCAUUAUGACCGUUUUCUGCCUAACCUGUCUCUGACUUCCAUGUUUCUAUCAGUUCAGUCUACAGUGCAUAAGAUGCUUGUUCCGAGUUGCUCGCAUAGCCUUAAGCUUGUAGAUUUUGCUUACUGCUCUUUUAAGAUUCUCUUUGAAGAAAGUGAAAGGAUCUGAUGAUUCAUCUUUUUUUUUUUUUUGCCAGUUUUAUGCUCAAAUGCUUUCUGUGCAUUAAUGAAUUUAAAUGCUACCAUCUUAAGUAUAUAUGACUUAUUUUUUGGGAUGAUGGCCAUAAAUUUGUGAAGGUGCUGCAAAACUAAACUGAAUCCUAACAUGCUUAAUAUCACCUCAGUGUAUUUAACAGAUGGAAAUUUUAUAAAUUAUUUAAUUUAUUUAAGGAUUUGGCCAUGUGCUCUUUGGUGGCCUGUGUGGUGCCUGAAUAUGCAGAGAAACUACUUGUAGCAGCCAUUGCAACAUGUUGUUUUAUAAGGUUCCUGGGAAUGUUAAAUAGUUCCUUGAAAAUCUGAGUUGUCUAAAAGCCUCUUUUUUGUUGAGGUUAAAAGGAUUGAGACUUUUAGCUGUUUUGCAAAGUGUGUGUGUGUGUGUGUGUGUGUGUGUGUGUGUGUGUGCGCGCGUGUAUGUUUAUGUUUUGGUAUACUCCUUUUAUGAACUGCAUUAAAUGUCUCUGGAUAAUAAAGGUAUACUAUUUAUCUCAAGUCCUGUAAUAAAAGUUUACACCUUCACAAAAUUUGGAUAACAUUCGUAGAGUACAAAUUUCAGUUAUUGUAUUUUGGGUUAGUAAGAAGCUUGCAAGAAAUCAGUUCAUCUUGUGUAUGACAACGGUAUAGAAAGAGGGUGUUUCAUUUUCCGUGUUGUCCAUUUCAUACGUCUAGUCUUGGGUCAGUAUUAGGUUGCUACAGUUAAGUGCCUGUACCCGCAUUGUCACAUUUUUGUCUUAAUUGCUUAUGUGCCAACAUGUUGUGGCCCUGUUUAUUUUAUUUUAUUUAUUUUUUAAAGGCUAUCUGCCUCUGUCUGGUAAAUUCCACUACAUAUUUUCAUUUGGUGAGAGGUAUAUGAUACAUUAGUGCUUUUUUUGCUUAAUUGGUACCACCAAUCUGGGACAUUCUGUUGUAUAAAUUCCUUGUCUUAAGCCCUGCUGUCAUGCCCUUUGCCUUGUAGCUUCAGGUUUUUAACUUGUAGAUGAAGAGAACACUUACGAUUCUGCAGGUUUUUUUUUUUUUUUUUUUGCCACUUUUUCUGUAGUUUGCAGUCUGCAUUUAUAAAAGUUUGAUUACAGUACCCACCGCGUACCUUCUGGAAAUCCCAAAAUCAGAUGUGACCCAAAACUGUGAAGCAAAAUUAAAUAUGCAGUUUUGAUUUGUAGAGUUCUUGCUCCAGUACUAAAGCACACUUGUAUUGUCAGCAGCCUAGUUUUAAGGAUGUGUGUUUUUGUAGAAGCAUUAUGUAGCACAGCUGUUGUGCAACUAGAAUCUUAUCCUGUGGCAAGGUUUAGGAAGGAAAACUGUAAGAGUGCUUUUAGCACUGUGGAGAAAUCUGUGGUAGUUGCAAAUGUUUGUUUGCAUUGUGGCUGCUUGGGAUUUCUGUUACUCUGAAGCAACAAAUUAAGAAACACAGCACCAGCUUGUUUUCAUUGAUCCUUUUGAAGGAGAGAUUGGCAGUGGAAAUAAACUAUUUUCCAUUAUUGUGGUCUAAAAAAUGCUUCUAUAGGUUUUCCAUACUUUAAUAUAUCCAGAAAAUAUUUAUUUCUCACCUUUUUAUGCAGACUUGUUGUUGUGAAGCAUCUUGGGUUCAUUUCCCUUAGGAAUAUCACACUACCACACUUUCACUGUCUUUGUUUCUAUAUAAAAUAUUUAUCAAUUAAUGUAGUGGUUUACAACAGCUAUAAAUUUUGGGAAAUAGUCUCCAAAAAGAGUGCAGUCAUUUGUUAUAGAUGUAAAUGUACAUCGCCGCUUAAGCUGAACACUAAGCCUUUUUUAACAUGCGGGUUCACCUGAAGUCUGCUGAAUAGCCCUCUCCGUGUCCAAGCCAGACUUUGUGGUUACACCAAGUACACAGAAGUACAGUACAGUCCAGGUAACGGUAAUAGAAGAUGCAUCGAGAUGCCAUGUGUGUAGGGCCUUCAGUAGGUUUCCAGUUAUUCUAGGUUAUUUUUUUCUACCAGUAUCCAUCUGGUUGGUGCUUAGAGUUUAGAAUUCUUUUACAGUGAGAAGAAUCAUGUAUGUUGAGGAUGACCUGUUUUUUUUUUUUUCUGUAUUAAAUAUCAGGAUAAAAGACUUGCUAUACUAUAUUUUAAGUAUUAUGUGUUGCAUUUGUUUUCAUUAUAUUGUCAUCAGUUGCUAGUUGUAUUAUUGUGAUAUUCCUGCUCAACUUCUAAAACUGGUGAAAGAUUAAAACACCAAGAUGGACAUGUGUCUCAUCCUUUGUGAAUUAGCAAUUAUGCUGUGUUGUUCUGAGCUGACUUUGCAAGUGCCAUAGAAACCCAUAGUAAAUGACCAUGGAUGUUUUGACACAUUUUAUGUCACCUUGAUACACACACACACACACACAUUAUUAACUAAAAAGAACAGUACAUUUGUAUUACAAAAUAAAGUAUUUUCCAACCCCACUUUGUAUAAAAGAAGGUUUUAGACAUUCCAAUGUUACUCUGCAUAUAAAAACUAAAGCAGACCGUGAAAAAUUCAUUUGCUUUGCUUUCAUUAUUUUAAUUUAUUUCACGUGCCAAAAAAAUCUCUUCUAUUAUUUUUGGGGCACAGAACUGUAAAUACAUUUUUUAUCUUUUUAUCAGUGUAUAAAUUUAUUACCUGUUAAAAAAUGGGUAUUUAUGGAUAUGAUUUAAAAUUUAUUAUAUAAUGUAUUGAUCAAAACUUUUUUUAUGUCCCAGCAUCACUCUUUGUUGUGUAUAUGUUGUGACAAUUUUGCUUCAUGGUACCGUAAUGCAAGUGCAAAAAAUGCUUUAUUUUUACAUUUGUAUGUUUUCAUCGCAAGAAAAGCUUAAUUGUGUACAGAUGGUGUUUUUCCAGUUCAUUGUUGGAAUAUGAAGACGCAUUCAUCAUACUACUUUUUAAAUAAAAAAAAUGUCUUUUGA